This is a messenger RNA of Paramecium octaurelia, 926 nucleotides long. The record is from the annotation of a GenBank genome assembly. NCBI's taxonomy places the organism in Eukaryota, Ciliophora, Oligohymenophorea, Peniculida, Parameciidae.
AUGUUAAUUGUUUUGCUUUUAUUUUCAUUUUCAGUUUAAUUAACAUCUUAGAAAAAUGAUUAAUCAAAUGAAGACUAUAAACUUAUAAUAUUCUCAGAAAUUUGCUAUGAUUAAUUUUUUGGUGAUUAAGAACUGAAAAAUGAAUGCAUUUCGGAUGUAUAUUAUAAAUGCAUAAUAGACAAUAAGUAGAACAAUUAGCAUUUUAAUGGUAGCAUUUGCUAUUAUGAAUUAAUUACCUUAAAUUCUUAAGAUAUUUAAAUAUUAAUCAACGCAAGGAAUAUCUUUUAAUGCUUACUACACAGAAGUAUGAAUUUCAAAUAUAAAUAGUUAUACCUAUUUUCAUUUAUAACCGCUUAUAAUAUAUAUAAACAGACAAAAUUUAUUUUGUAUGGUGAAAAUGUAAUAGUAGGUUUAGAAUAUUGCGUUGUUUUAAGUUUAUUCUUGUUUUACGAUAAAGAUUUGUCUUUUCAUUAAUGGCUGUUUAAGGCAGCCUUUUUCAUAACUAUCAAUACUCCUCUAUAUGUGGGUCUAGGACCAUAAUGGAUCUUCGAUAUGACUAUAUACAUUAACAUGAGUUUAUGUAAGUUGAUAAUUUAAUGAAAAAAUAGUGUUUAUGGCUAGAUUUUUAUAAAUAAGACUAAAUUGUAGGAAUAGAAAUACAGGAUAAUUGUCAUUGCUUACAUAAUUGUAAAACUAUGCAGGAAGCGUAGCAAGAUUAUUUACUUUGUUUAAUGAUAAUGCAGAUUUCUCAUAUAUGGUAUUUAUAAAAGAGAAUAUAGAUAUAUAUUUUAGAAGACAAUAUCAUGGGUACAAUAUUGCUAAUUUAAAUUUUUAAAACAUGGAGAGCGGAAAGAAAAAGAAAAAGGAAUAAUCAUGAUAAUAUUACAGAGCUAACAGGCAAAGAAAUAAAAUAUGAUUAAAUCUGA